Messenger RNA from Suillus discolor, 378 nucleotides. RefSeq lists its product as uncharacterized. Lineage: Eukaryota; Fungi; Basidiomycota; Agaricomycetes; Boletales; Suillaceae. The record is from RefSeq and is a predicted model, not a curated record. The transcript has 4 exons. The coding region runs from base 1 to 378 and encodes 125 amino acids.
AUGCAUCUUCUCGCCGUAUUUACAGCUCUGCUCGUAGUGGUCGCCGCCAACGCUCGUAGGAUAACCAUGCACGAGAUUGGCGAACACCAACUGGAGGCAGCAAAGCGUUGGCAAACUAGCAGCUCUCAAAGUCGGAGCGUAAAGCAUAGUGGUGUUCAGAAUAUUACGUUCACAAACCCAAAGGCCUCAGAAUUCUAUGUCGAUGGCACAUCCCUUCCUCUCGUUGACUUCGACGUUGGUCCUAGCUGGUCAGGUCUUCUGCCCAUCAGCAACAGCCCUAAUGAGACUCGUCAGCUCUAUUUCUGGUUUUUUCCUCCCGGCCCCGAAGGGAGUCUUGAUGAUUUAAUCUUUUGCUUAUACCUGAAGGACAAACGGUGA